Molecule: messenger RNA, 918 nt
Organism: Mus pahari (shrew mouse)
Lineage: Eukaryota; Metazoa; Chordata; Mammalia; Rodentia; Muridae
Product: olfactory receptor 1013-like
Exons: 1
Coding region: 1-918 (305 amino acids)
Biological process (GO): sensory perception of smell; G protein-coupled receptor signaling pathway
Cellular component (GO): membrane
Molecular function (GO): odorant binding; olfactory receptor activity; G protein-coupled receptor activity
Source: RefSeq, a predicted model, not a curated record
AUGGAACAAUAUAAUGAUACAGUGACUGAGUUCAUCCUGGUAGGAUUCACAACAGAUCCUGUUAUGCAGCUGGUUCUGUUUGUUAUUUUUCUUGCUGUGUAUGCAUUAUCUGUGUUAGGAAACAGUACCCUCAUUGUGUUGAUCUGCAAUGACUCUAGGCUCCAUACACCCAUGUAUUUCUUCAUUGGAAAUCUGUCUUUUCUGGAUCUUGGAUUGUCCACAGUCUAUACACCAAAGAUCUUAGUGACCUGCAUCUCUGAAGAUAAAAGCAUCUCCUUUCCUGGCUGUGUGGCUCAAUUCUUCUUCUCUGCUGGACUUGGGUAUACUGAGUGUUAUCUGUUGGCUGCUAUGGCUUAUGACCGCUUUGUGGCUAUCUCAAAGCCACUGCUUUAUUCCCAAGUCAUGUCCUUAAAGCUAUGUGCAUUUUUAGUUGGAGUCUCAUAUUUGGGUGGUUUAAUUAACUCUUUCAUAAUCACCAAAGACACAUUUGCCUUGACCUUCUGCAAUGACAAUGUAAUUGAUGACUUUUUCUGUGAUAUCCCACCCCUGGUGAAGCUUGCCUGUGGCAAGAAGGAUAACUUUCAGUCUGUGUUAUUCUUCCUCUUGACUUCCAAUGUCAUCAUCCCCAUUGUGUUCAUCCUGGCCACCUAUCUCUUCAUCAUUGCCACUAUCUUAAGGAUCCGCUCCACUCGGGGCCGCCUCAAGGCCUUCUCCACCUGCUCCUCCCACCUCAUCUCUGUGACUUUGUACUAUGGCUCCAUUCUCUACAUCUAUGCUCGGCCCCGGUCCAGCUACUCUUUAGAUAGAGACAAAAUUGUUUCAACCUUUUACACAGUGGUUUUCCCCAUGUUGAAUCCCCUAAUCUAUAGUCUGAGGAAUAAGGAUGUGAAAGAGGCUUUGAAUAAACUGUUCAAAUAA